AUGGCGCUCCACCGCAUCACCGCGAGGAGGAGAACCGUUCUCCCCGCCACCCGUGCCUUCUCCUCCUCCUCUAACCCGCCGUUCCCUCCGCCCCCGACUCCCGCGAACGACCCCGACGCCGCCCAUUCCCCGUCCUCCUCUUCGCCCCCAAACCCCGGCGCGCCGCGGAACCCGGCGUCCUCGCUCUUCCAGGACAUCAGAGAUCGCCUCCUCUCGUCUCCGAUGUCGCCCUCCCCGCGCCGGAUCCCGACGAACCUGCCCCGCCCCAACCCCGCGCGCGGCGCUCCUUCUUCGCAACGGGCCCCUGAAGACAUCCGCCGGAUGCUCCAGAACUUCCGCUCAACCGGCGGCGUGCCUUCCACCUCCUCUCCCGGAGCCGCCCCGUCACCCUCCGCUCCCGGAGCCAUCCCCUUCUUCACGGACCUGUUCAAGAAGGACAGCGUCGCCCAGGGCCCCAACGCCGGGCAGGGGGUGCUCGGCCUCGAUGCCACCCGAGGGAGCCUCAAGGGCCCCCGUUCGUCGAAGCCUUUUAUGACCCAUUUGCCGAGCAGCAUCUUCCGCCCGGAGCUAGAGAGGAACUCGAAGGCUGUAGGUGCGGGGCAGGAAGAGAAUGGCUCUGCCAUUGCGCUUAAGAGGCACUACAGCUACGAAGAGCUUGGGAAGAGGCUAGGGGAGCUGCGGCCGGCGGGUGCGGGCAAAGACGGUAAGGAGUGGUUCUCGCUCACGGAGCUGCAGGGGCGUAUCGCCAAGCUGGCAGAGUUGGAGAAGCAGGAGAACCGGUUCGCCAGGCCGCAAUUUUUGGAACUCCGGAGUGGCAUUGAGAACCUGCAGAAACAAGAAAAACCGGCUCGGCAGGUAAACAUGAAUACACUGCUGAACCUUGGCGGUCAGCUGGACUACAUGGGUCGGCCUCCGCAGGAGGAGUUGUUAGAGAAGUACUUCCAUCCAGAUCAUAUGUCAUCCGAAGAUAAGAUGAAAUUGGAGCUCCAAAGGGCGAGGGACGAGUUCAAGAUGUCCGAGAAUGACUGUGGUUCUGCACGAGUUCAAAUUGCCCAACUGACUCUGAAAAUCAAGCAUCUAUCAGCUGUUAUACACAAGAAGGAUAAACAUUCUAGAAAGGGGCUUCAGGAGAUGGUCCAAAGGAGGAAGAAAUACCUGAAAUACUUGCGCAGAACCGACUGGGACUCGUACUGUCUUGUUCUGUCAAAGCUGGGGCUUCGCGAUGUGCCCGAGUACAAAGCUCCUGACUACAAGAGCAAAGCAACCACCAAGGCCAAAUCUAAGAAGAAGAGCAAGGGCAAGGGCAAGAAGAGAAAGGUGAAGGCGUAG
This is a messenger RNA of Miscanthus lutarioriparius, 1329 nucleotides long. The record is from the annotation of a GenBank genome assembly. Lineage: Eukaryota; Viridiplantae; Streptophyta; Magnoliopsida; Poales; Poaceae.